UAAUUGGUUAGGUUAUCUUGUAAACAGUAAACACGUUGCGUUGCCCGGCCGCCCGGUUUCAGCUUUCUGCUUUCUCGUCAAUCUUUGCCUCUCUUUUAAUUCUCUAAUUGAAGUGCCAAAGUACUACAUGUUUUCAUCCUUUUCAUAACCGGCCCAAGACCAUCUCUCUGCAUUUACCCAAAGUUGACUUCAAGAUGUCUUUGGAAACAGAAGCACCACCCGUUUCAACAAGUCCUGGCGAAGGUACUCAGCGACCGCCGUUCAAACCUGGGCACAGACAUUAUCUUAAGCCUCAGAAGAAGUUUUAUCGCCAAAGAGCCCAUUCCAAUCCGAUGUCCGACCAUUUAAUUGAUUACCCUCGAACUCCAGCAGUCAUGGACUGGGGAUCUCUUUAUCCUGCAUUUUUCAAUAACCCGAAGGACAAAACAAAGCAAGUAGAGUUUGCUGAUCUUGGCUGCGGUUACGGGGGAUUACUAGUUGCUCUGUCUCCUAUGUUCCCGGAUACCCUAAUCUUAGGCAUGGAACUUCGUGUCAAAGUCUCAGAUUUUGUGAUAGACAAAAUAAAGAAUCUCCGAUCUGAGCAUCCGGAUCAAUACCAGAAUAUAGCCUGCAUUCGAAGCAACGUCAUGAAGUAUUUUCCCUGCUAUUUCAAAAAAGCUCAAUUGUCGAAAAUGUUCUUCCUGUAUCCAGAUCCACACUUCAAGAGGAAUAAGCACAGAUGGCGUGUCAUCAAUCGAGGAACAUUAGCGGAGUACGCAUAUGCUCUGAAAGAAGGGGGAAUUGUGUACACUAUCACGGAUAUUCCAAUGCUCCACUCUUGGAUUGAUUCACAUUUCACAGAACACCCUCUUUUCCAAAAAUUGACAGAAGAAGAAUUAAAAGCCGACCCAGUAGUGGAGAAAAUCUACGCAAGCACCGAAGAAGGACAGAAGGUAUCCAGGACUAAUGGCCUAAAGCUCAUGGCUUGCUACAAAAGGGUUCCUGAUCCCUUUAAGUGAUAGUUUGACUACCAGCUAAUUUCUUUGGUGCAUUUAAACAUUUUCCACUCGAAGCGAGUGAGUUAUUUUGUCACCAAAAAUUAUGAUUUUAUUCUCUCUCAGCGGUAUGGAAUAAAUCAGCAUGCGUUGAACUCAAAGGUGAGGAAAAGUACAGAAUGACAGAGAGAGCAGCGCAACAAGAAGAUAAUAUAAUUAGAUAAGUCUUAGUAGAGAGUUGUGCCACUGCUUCUCUGCAAUGUCAGAUCUGAGUCUAUUAUUAUGUACCUUCUAAUUCUAAGCAUGCUGACUUCAAUUAUAUUGAUGAGAGCUAUUGCACUCGUGCAUAAAAUCUCACUUUAAAGUGUUAAAUAUAUAUUUGUUUCGAAUAUGAAGUAAUAACCAA
This is a messenger RNA of Bemisia tabaci, 1380 nucleotides long. RefSeq names its product tRNA (guanine-N(7)-)-methyltransferase. Gene Ontology annotation, biological process: RNA (guanine-N7)-methylation; tRNA methylation. Gene Ontology annotation, cellular component: tRNA methyltransferase complex. Gene Ontology annotation, molecular function: tRNA (guanine(46)-N7)-methyltransferase activity. Lineage: Eukaryota; Metazoa; Arthropoda; Insecta; Hemiptera; Aleyrodidae. The record is from RefSeq and is a predicted model, not a curated record.